AGAAGAGGCGGGGGCUUCCUGCUUCUGCCUCCUUGGGCAGAAGCAGUGACCACAGGCCCCCAUGGCAGGCAGGGCGAGUGGGAGGAGGGUGAUUUACAAGGCAGAUGGGUCUCUGGCUAGAGCUCAGCCCUGCACUCAGCCAGGGCCACCCCAGGGGCUAUAAGAGCACCUAGAUUUCUGGAGCAGCUCAGGGACGGGUGCCACGUGAGCCCAGCUUGGCUCCCCCUCCUGGCUGGCCUCCUUCCUGCCCUUCUUCUGCCCGCCUGUGUCUGCCCAGACUCUCCAAAGAGGAACAGUUGGCACCAUGUCUCUGCUCAACCCUGUGCUGCUGCCCCCCAGGGUGAAGGCCUAUCUGAGCCAAGGGGAGCGCUUCAUCAAAUGGGAUGAUGAAACUACAAUUGCCUCUCCAGUUAUCCUCCGUGUGGAUCCUAAGGGCUACUACUUAUACUGGACAUAUCAAAGCAAGGAGAUGGAGUUUCUGGAUAUCACCAGCAUCCGGGACACUCGCUUUGGGAAGUUUGCCAAGAUGCCCAAGAGCCAGAAGCUCCGGGACGUCUUCAACAUGGACUUUCCUGACAACAGCUUCCUGCUGAAGACGCUCACCGUGGUGUCUGGCCCGGACAUGGUGGACCUCACCUUCCACAACUUUGUCUCCUACAAGGAGAACGUGGGCAAGGUCUGGGCUGAGGACAUACUGGCCCUAGUCAAGCAUCCGCUGACGGCCAACGCCUCCCGCAGCACCUUCCUGGACAAGAUCCUCGUGAAGCUCAAGAUGCAGCUCAACUCUGAAGGGAAGAUUCCAGUGAAGAACUUUUUCCAGAUGUUUCCUGCUGACCGCAAGCGGGUGGAAGCUGCUCUCAGUGCCUGCCACCUCCCUAAAGGCAAGAAUGACGCCAUCAAUCCUGAGGACUUCCCAGAACCUGUCUACAAGAGUUUCCUCAUGAGCCUCUGUCCUCGGCCAGAAAUAGAUGAGAUCUUCACUUCUUACCAUGCUAAGGCCAAACCCUACAUGACGAAGGAGCAUCUGACCAAAUUCAUCAACCAGAAACAGCGGGACUCCCGGCUUAACUCCCUGCUGUUCCCGCCAGCACGGCCUGACCAGGUGCAGGGCCUCAUCGACAAGUAUGAGCCCAGUGGCAUCAAUGUGCAGAGGGGCCAGUUGUCACCUGAGGGCAUGGUCUGGUUUCUCUGUGGGCCGGAGAACAGUGUGCUGGCCCAGGACAAGCUGCUGCUCCACCACGACAUGACACAGCCACUCAAUCAUUACUUCAUCAACUCGUCCCACAACACCUACCUGACAGCCGGCCAGUUCUCAGGCCUCUCCUCGGCUGAGAUGUACCGCCAGGUGCUGCUGUCCGGCUGCCGUUGCGUGGAGCUAGAUUGCUGGAAGGGGAAACCCCCUGACGAGGAGCCCAUUAUCACCCACGGCUUCACCAUGACCACAGACAUCUUCUUCAAAGAAGCAAUUGAGGCUAUUGCAGAAAGCGCCUUUAAGACCUCCCCAUAUCCUAUCAUCCUGUCGUUUGAGAACCAUGUGGACUCACCCCGCCAGCAGGCUAAGAUGGCUGAGUACUGCCGGACGAUCUUUGGGGAUAUGCUGCUCACAGAGCCCCUGGAAAAGUUCCCACUGAAACCAGGUGUCCCCCUGCCCAGCCCUGAGGAUCUCAGGGGCAAGAUCCUCAUCAAGAACAAGAAGAACCAGUUUUCCAGCCCCACCUCCUCCAGUAAGGAUCCUGGGGGGGAGGCUGAGGGCAGCAGCCCACGCAGUGCCCCUGCAGGUGAGGGCACAGUGUGGGCUGGCGAGGAAGGGACUGAGCUGGAGGACGAGGAGGUGGAAGAGGAAGAGGAGGAGGAGUCAGGAAACCUGGACGAAGAAGAGAUUAAGAAGAUGCAGUCGGAUGAGGGCACAGCGGGCCUGGAAGUGACGGCUUAUGAGGAGAUGUCCAGCCUAGUCAAUUACAUUCAGCCCACCAAGUUCAUCUCCUUUGAGUUCUCUGCUCAAAAGAACCGAAGUUAUGUCAUCUCGUCCUUCACAGAACUCAAGGCAUAUGACCUGCUCUCCAAGGCCUCGGUGCAGUUUGUGGACUACAACAAGCGCCAGAUGAGCCGCAUUUACCCCAAGGGAACCCGCAUGGACUCCUCCAACUACAUGCCCCAGAUGUUCUGGAAUGCUGGAUGCCAGAUGGUUGCCCUCAACUUCCAGACGAUGGACUUGCCCAUGCAGCAGAACAUGGCAGUGUUUGAGUUCAAUGGGCAGAGCGGCUACCUCCUCAAGCACGAGUUCAUGCGCCGGCCGGACAAGCAGUUCAACCCCUUCUCAGUGGACCGCAUCGACGUGGUGGUGGCCACCACCCUUUCUAUCACGGUGAUCUCUGGGCAGUUCCUGUCAGAACGCAGCGUGCGCACCUAUGUGGAAGUGGAGCUGUUUGGCCUUCCUGGGGACCCCAAGAGGCGCUACCGCACUAAGCUGUCACCCAGUACCAAUUCCAUCAAUCCUGUCUGGAAGGAGGAGCCCUUUGUCUUUGAGAAGAUCUUGAUGCCUGAGCUGGCCUCUCUCAGGGUGGCUGUGAUGGAGGAAGGCAACAAGUUUCUUGGACACCGCAUCAUCCCCAUCAAUGCCCUAAAUUCUGGGUACCACCACCUGUGCCUACACAGUGAGAGCAACAUGCCCCUCACCAUGCCUGCGCUCUUCGUCUUCCUGGAGAUGAAGGACUACGUACCUGGUGCCUGGGCAGAUCUCACUGUGGCCCUCGCCAACCCCAUCAAGUUCUUCAAUGCCCAUGACAAGAGGUCUGUGGUUGCCUCCUGGCUGCCCAGGCCUCACCAAGAGCUCGGCCUUUUGUGGGAGAGGAUGGGGGGAGGGGCGAGUCCCAGGCUCGGGGAGAGAGGGCUGUCAAACCCUUCGCUUCUAACUGCUGCCUCCUACACGAGCCCUUCCACUGGCGGUCCCAGCAUUGCAGCCAGUCAAUGGUGCGUUGCCCCAAGGAGCUCAAUGGUACCAGCCUGGGGCGGUGGGCUCCUCUGGGGGUUGGACGCGGGCGGCGGGCUGGCUGGUGGUGUUGCCUCAGUCGGGCUGUCUGCAGAGCCACGGACCGCCAGCCUGGAGGAGCUCCGGGAGCUAAAGGGCGUCGUGAAGCUGCAGCGGCGGCACGAGAAGGAGCUGCGGGAGUUGGAGCGGCGCGGAGCGCGGCGCUGGGAGGAGCUGCUGCAGCGGGGCGCGGCGCAGCUGGCCGAGCUCGGGCCACGGGGCGCGGGGGGUGGCGGGGCCGGCGGGGCCGGCAAGCUCGGCCCGGGCAAAGGCUCUCGCAAGAAGAGGAGCCUGCCUUGCGAGGAGAGCGCCGGAGCCGCGCCGGGCGAGAGCCCUGAGGGCAUGGACGCGCGCGUGCGGGAGCUGAAGGACAGGCUGGAGCUGGAGCUGCUGCGGCAGGGCGAGGAGCAGUACGAGUGCGUUCUGAAGCGCAAGGAGCAGCAAGCGGCCGAGCAAAUCUCCAAAAUGAUGGAGCUGGCCAGAGAGAAACAGGCGGCAGAGCUGAAGGCCCUGAAGGAGACGGCGGAGAUCGACACCAAAGAGAUGAAGAAAAAGCUGGAGACCAAGAGACUGGAGCGGAUCCAGGGCAUGACCAAAGUCACCACAGAUAAGAUGGCCCAGGAGAGGUUGAAGAGAGAGAUUAACAACUCCCACAUCCAGGAAGUAGUGCAGGUGAUCAAGCAGAUGACAGAGAACUUGGAGAAGCACCAGGAGAAGCUGGAAGAGAAGCAGGCUGCUUGCCUGGAACAGAUACGGGAGAUGGAAAAGCAGUUCCAGAAGGAGGCGCUGGCAGAGUACGAGGCCAGGAUGAAGGGUCUGGAGGCAGAGGUGAAGGAGUCGGUGAGGGCCUGCUUCAGGACCUGCUUUCCCUCUGAGACCAAGGACAAGCCUGAGAGGGACUGCGAGUGCCCCCCAGAGCUGUGUGAGCAGGACCCAGUCGUAGCAAAGACAGAUGUCCAGGAGAGCCGCCUUUGAUGCCUCCAUCCCACUGGGACAUUUAGCAAGGAUGUUCAGCCCCUUCUCUGGGAUGUGCUUCUAUUCCCCCAGGAAAAAGGAGCCCCAGCCUUCUGAGGCUGUGGGAACCUGUGGCUGCCUUGGACGCUGCAGCCCCCUCCUCAACGGCCAGGUCGGAGGCCGAGACAGGACCUAGGCACCCUCACAGCAGCGCCUCUGGGGCCUAGAAGUCUUCGCAAGCUGACUUCCUACCCCCACAUCUCUAGAUAAGUGUCAUAUAUUUGUUGAAGGCAAAAGACUAUGGACUUGGAGGCAGAAAGUGGGGUCCUGGCUCCGCUCUGCCUUUCCUAUUGAGCAACCAGCGGUACCCCACUCUGGGCUCAGUUUCCUCACCUGGAGGGUUGGACCCACCCACCUGGAACCUCCACUCUAGCCCCAAACCCUCCUGCCCCAAUGUUAGCAGCUCUGCCAGGCUUCCAGGCCCCAUCAGGCCUGCCCUGAGUUGGCCUUGUCCACUCCUAGAGGCAGAGCCUGGCACUACCUCACAGCUCCCUGGGGACGGCCACUCCCCGGCUGAGGGCCCUCCCCUCCCCUCUGCCUGUCCAGAACAGGAGGCUGAAAUGGAAAAGCUGCCUCAGCCCUGCUUGGCUGAGUCACGAGGGGCAGUGGCCUCUCGGGUGCUCUUCCACCCUGAACCUGGCUCACCCCUCUUCCUAGACCUGGGGGCAGACUGUUCCUAGCACGUACCCCUCUCAGGCUGCCUGCCUGACAAUGUCAGCAUCAUUUGCUCUCCUGAAUUUAUGAGGUUUAUUUAUUUUUCUCCUUCCUGCUCCUAUUAAAGAACCUCAUCCCAGUG
Molecule: messenger RNA, 4838 nt
Organism: Cercocebus atys (sooty mangabey)
Lineage: Eukaryota; Metazoa; Chordata; Mammalia; Primates; Cercopithecidae
Gene: PLCB2
Product: phospholipase C, beta 2
Exons: 30
Coding region: 305-4003 (1232 amino acids)
Biological process (GO): lipid catabolic process; phosphatidylinositol-mediated signaling
Molecular function (GO): calcium ion binding; phosphatidylinositol-4,5-bisphosphate phospholipase C activity
Source: RefSeq, a predicted model, not a curated record